Molecule: messenger RNA, 781 nt
Organism: Brassica napus (rape)
Lineage: Eukaryota; Viridiplantae; Streptophyta; Magnoliopsida; Brassicales; Brassicaceae
Product: 50S ribosomal protein L10, chloroplastic-like
Exons: 1
Coding region: 1-657 (218 amino acids)
Biological process (GO): translation
Cellular component (GO): large ribosomal subunit
Molecular function (GO): structural constituent of ribosome
Source: RefSeq, a predicted model, not a curated record
AUGGAAGUAGCUCUCCUCUCAUUCUCUUCUUCCUUGUCUCCUCUCUGCCACAACCGAACCUUAACCCUAACUCCCAAAUCCCCAAACUACCCUCGUCGCCUGACCAUCAGAUCCGCCGUCUCUCGUUCCAAAAAGGAAGAAACCGUCGAGACAGUCAAGUCCCACCUCGAGAACUGCCACCUCCUCGCCGCCAUCAACUACAAAGGCCUCACCGUCAAGCAGUUCCAAGACCUCAGGAGAACUCUCCCGGACACGACAAAGCUCGUCGUCGCCAAGAACACUUUGGUCUUCAAAGCCAUCGAAGGCACCAAAUGGGAAGCUCUCAAGCCUUGUAUGAAAGGCAUGAACGCUUGGCUCUUUGUCCAGACCGAUGAAAUCCCUUCCGCCAUCAAACCCUACCGGAGUUUCCAGAAGGAACGCAAGCUCGAAGACAAUGACUUUGCAGGUGCCGUCUUUGAAGGUAAGUUCUACGCUCCGGACAACUUCAAAGCUCUUGAGACCAUGCCUACUCGUGCUGAGGUCUACGCUAAGAUGCUCGGAGCUUUGCAAAGUCCAGCCAUUAAUCUAGUCUCUACUUUACAAGCACCAGCCAUUGAGGUUAUAAUGGUGCUCAAGGCUUAUGUCAAGAAGCUAGAAGAUGAGAGUAAUGCUGCAUAACUAGUUAAGUAAAGCUGUGCUAAUCUCAGAGAAUGUAAUGAACUAAGCAAAGCAGUUCAAUUUUUUGUUUGUUAAUGACUCGAGCAGCAGUUAUUAUUAUUACAGUCAUUGGGUUUUAUUGAAA